Molecule: messenger RNA, 1691 nt
Organism: Drosophila kikkawai
Lineage: Eukaryota; Metazoa; Arthropoda; Insecta; Diptera; Drosophilidae
Product: regulator of gene activity
Biological process (GO): regulation of stem cell population maintenance; nuclear-transcribed mRNA poly(A) tail shortening; regulation of DNA-templated transcription
Cellular component (GO): CCR4-NOT core complex; P-body
Source: RefSeq, a predicted model, not a curated record
UCAGUGUUGUCAACGUUUGUGCCGCCACGUGUUACCCCAGUUGCUCGCUUUUCGCUUUAUUUUUUUUUUGCCUUGCUUUUCUGGAUCGAAAUUUCAGAAUUUGUUUUGUGUUUUAUUUAAAUCCCGAGUACACGAUGAAACGUCAAUUCAACCCCAAGGCCCCUGAGGAUCAGCAGCGCGAGAAGGAAGACUCGGCCAGUGGCUCCUCCCAAUCGCCCUCGAAUUCUCCGAAUUCACCGGAAUCGUCGUCGCAGCCCAGUAACUAUGCCAUUUUGUAUGUGGAUGUGGUUAAGAAUAUGACCAAGCUGGCGAUGUCACAGCCACCGCCACCGCCGCCUUGCCCACCACCAGAGUUCAGCCUGUUUCGCGAGGAUUUUCCCGCCCUGCCUGGCACGCGCAUCUCCUCCGUCUCGUCUUCGAUGGUUCCCGAUGACUGGACCGCCAUGUUGAGCGACGACGAGGGAGAUGAAGGCUCGCCCGAAUGCAUGGAUGAGCUAACAGUUAGUGGCAGCUCCGAGGAGGAUGAGGAGGAGGAGUUCCAGGAGGAAGAGCAGCUGCCACCGAUCAUCGCAACAGCCCCCGCCACUAUGGGCAUGCCGAUUCCAGUGGCCGGACCUUUCAACUGUAGCUUCCUGCCGCAGCUCUUUGGCUAUCUCAACAAUCCCGUAGGCUUCAAUGUCAGCCUGAUCUUUGGCAAGCAAUUCCUGCACGAGGGCGUAAGGCAGCGGGCUCAGCUUAGAUCCCUGGGCCACCAAAUUCCAUCGGCUUCAAGGUCCCAAGCUCCGCCCGGUUUCGAGAAUACGCAGCUCUAUGCGCGCCUCAAUAUGCACGAAAGCGGCAAGCCCUGCGGUGGCGUAUAUUUCGAGGGGGACUCCACCGACACCGAGGAGACAUGCAAAACGGAUGCGAACUUGGUGGACGGCUGCUUUGGAAUGCUGGGGCUGGCCAGAAACCUGGGACUGAUGCAGCAUAAUCCCCACCUAAAGGAACAAUUCUUCGGAGAAGAAUGCGACCAUGAAACCGAAUUUAAUUGCAAAUAUCAGCCUAAACACAAUCCUAUCCCGGAGUGGACACCACCCAAGGUGCCAAAGAACUAUGUCAUUGCUGGGAAAAUUGAUCUCCAGCAGCCAAAGAUGGAACAGAUGGAGGUGGAGCUGCUUUUCUAUUUCUUCUAUACAUUCACCGGCGACAUGAUGCAGUUGCUGGCGGCUGCCGAGCUGGCAGAGCGCAGCUGGCGCUACCACAAGGUGGAACACUUGUGGAUCCUGCGGCAGAUGGACAACCCGAACUACAUUUAUAGGGGAUUCCAGGAGUCUGGCGAGUACAACUACUUUAACAUGUUCAAGUGGAGGAUCCUGCCGCGCUACUUUCAACUGGAGCCCGAGCAUCUGGAGCGGACGUUGAGCAAGGAUGAGCUGUACGAGGAGUAUGGCUAUCAUCCGCAAAUGGCGCGUUGAUGGGAGGUUCUUGGCGGUCUUGGAUUUGUUUUGUCCAUGGUCAGAAGUUUUAUAAAACAAAGAUUGUAGGAGGGUUUUUAAACUCAAAGAAUUUUUUUUUUCUGAAAUAAUUUCUCAACUAGAUUUGUGGUUUAUAAUGUGGUUUUAUCCUUGAAAUCUUUAAAUCUUUCCUUUUAAUUUUUAAAAAUGCUUUAAUGCUUUUAACAUGAAAAAAUAUCAUGGAAAGGCAUGACA